AUGAGUUUUGUGGAAGUCUAUCAAAACUUGGAUUUGACCUAAUCCCCAAAUAUUAUACCACCCAUACUCAAGAGGCAUCACCGAAUUCUUCAAUAUGAAAAGGAAAAGAAACCCUCUAACAUCAAAAUCAACGAUGGCCAUGGCUUCUUCUUCUUCCUCCAUACAAACUAGAAGCAAAACAAUAAGAAUGCUUUCAGAAGGUGUUUAUUUACCUGAUGAAUGUUGGGAGUUAGUCUUGAAAUUCCUCAUAUACGACACCGACGACGACCACCGUCGCUACUUUCAUUUGAAGUCCGUUUCCAUCGUAUCCAAACAGUUACUCUCCAUCACAAACCGUCUUCGAUCGUCUCUCACUAUAUAUAAUCCAACAUGCCAACUCUUCCGUAGAUUCUCCAACAUCGUCUCCCUCAACCUAUCCUCCUACUACGGUGACAUCAACGAAAUUCUUAUCCAAAUUUCUCAUUUUCCAUUGAAAAUCACAUCGCUCAAUCUCUCUAACCAACUCAAAAUUCCAGCCAAGGGAUUGCGAGCUUUCUCCAAAAACAUUAUAACUUUGACAUCUCUCAUAUGCUCCAACAUUGCUACUCUCUAUGACACCGACAUCUUAUUCAUUGCCCGCUGCUUCCCUUUUCUUGAAGAACUUGACCUCAGUAACCCUACGGAGUUCAAAUUUGACAGAAACUCCGCAUUCCUCUCUGCAAGGGCUGUUUCAUUGGCACUUUCCAGAAUCCGCAAAGUUAAUUUCUCUCCUCACAACAUUUUCUUCCACUUAUUGGUCUUUUACUUAUUCAAGAACUUUUAAGAUGCUAAAAAAGCAGCGAAGGCCACUUCCGGAGAACACUGCAUUUUUUUAUAUGCGAAGAGGAUACAGACUCAUCCAAGAAUUUUGCUUCAGUUUAUUGAAGUCAUUUAAUAGAAAAACAAUGCAUAGUUGCAGCUGGUUCAUAAAGCUGUACAAUCAAUUGCAGAGUUAGUGGCAACUAGUGUUUACAAUACAAACAUUUUAGAUUACAUUAAGCAUCAUUUUAUUUUAAACUCAUUUCUCUUAUAAUACCUUUUCCACCAAAAUUUCAGAUUGUAAGGCAAUGAGUUGAUUGCAAUGAUUGGACUUUGUUUGAGAUUAACAAAUAUGUACAGUUAUUAUUCAAUCUAUCUGGAUAGAUAGAAGAUGCUUUCUUGA
Molecule: messenger RNA, 1180 nt
Organism: Lathyrus oleraceus (garden pea)
Lineage: Eukaryota; Viridiplantae; Streptophyta; Magnoliopsida; Fabales; Fabaceae
Exons: 2
Coding region: 95-802 (235 amino acids)
Source: RefSeq, a predicted model, not a curated record